Molecule: messenger RNA, 1226 nt
Organism: Propithecus coquereli (Coquerel's sifaka)
Lineage: Eukaryota; Metazoa; Chordata; Mammalia; Primates; Indriidae
Gene: SUMO1
Product: small ubiquitin-like modifier 1
Exons: 5
Coding region: 152-457 (101 amino acids)
Biological process (GO): protein sumoylation
Cellular component (GO): PML body; nucleus
Molecular function (GO): ubiquitin-like protein ligase binding; protein tag activity
Source: RefSeq, a predicted model, not a curated record
GUAGCGGAAGUGACGCGAGGCGUAGCGGAAGUCCCUGCAGCCGUGGUGUUGUGCUGUGGGGAAGAGAGACGGAUUUGUAAACCCCGGAGCGAGGUUCUGCCUACCCGAGGCCGCUGCUGUGCGGAGACCCCCGGGCGAAGCCACCGUCGCCAUGUCUGACCAGGAGGCAAAACCUUCAACUGAGGACUUGGGGGAUAAGAAGGAAGGAGAAUACAUUAAACUCAAAGUCAUUGGACAGGAUAGCAGUGAGAUUCACUUCAAAGUGAAAAUGACAACACAUCUCAAGAAACUCAAAGAAUCAUACUGUCAAAGACAGGGAGUUCCAAUGAAUUCACUCAGGUUUCUCUUUGAAGGUCAAAGAAUUGCUGAUAAUCAUACUCCAAAAGAACUGGGAAUGGAGGAAGAAGAUGUGAUUGAAGUUUAUCAGGAACAAACGGGGGGUCAUUCAACAGUUUAGAUAUUCUUUUAAUUUUUUUCUUUUCCCUCAAUCCUUUUUUAUUUUUAAAAAUAGUUCUUUUGUAAUGUGGUGUUCAAAACAGAAUUGAAAACUGGCACCCCAUCUCUUUAAAACAUCUGGUAAUUUGAAUUCUAGUGCUCAUUAUUCAUUAUCGUUUGUUUUCAUUGUGCUGAUUUUUGGUGAUCAAGCCUCAGUCCUCUUCAUAUUGCCCACUCCUUUUUAAAAAUUACAUGUGUGCACAGAGAGGCCACUGUUUUCAGGACUGUGCAUUUUCAGGCUUGUGAUAAAUAAGAUCGACCAAUGCAGGUGUUCAUAAUGACUUUCCAAUUGGCCCUGAAGUUCUAGCAUGUGAUUACUUCACUCCUGGACUGUGACUUUCAGUGGGAGAUGGAAGUUUUUCAGAGAACUGAACUGUGGAAAAAUGACCUUUCCUUAACAUGAAGCUACUUUUCAAAUUUGAGGGUCUGGACCAAAAGAAGAGGAAUAUCCAAGGUGGAGUCAAGAUGACAGACAAGGUGAGAGUAAUGACUAACUCCAAAGAUGGCUUCACUGAAGAGAAGGCAUUUUAAGAUUUUUAAAAAAUCUUGUCAGAAGAUCCCAGAAAAGUUCUAAUUUUCAUUAGCAAUCAAUAAAGUUAUUCAUGCAGAAGUGUAUACAAUAGAACACUGCUCUUUUUGAUUUUAUUUGUACUUUUUGGCCUGGGAUAUGGGUUUUAAAUGGACAUUGUCUGUACCAGCUUCAUUAAAAUAAACAAUAUUUGUAAAAAUCA